ACCAACACCUCCCUCUACGUGUCCACUAAACCUUCCAUUUCCAUCAAUUACACUCUUUCCUUCCCAGGAAAACAGUCAUUAUCCUACUCCACCUCGAAAAAGGCAAAACCCAAUCUCUAAUUUCUCCUUUAUAGUUGUUUUGUUACUGUCAUUGCUCUGUUGGGUCACUUCCUUUUUCUUUCUUUGCUUUUGUUUUGUGUUUUUGGAGGGAGAAGAGAGAUCAUGGAUCAUGCAGCAGAUGCUCAUAGGACUGAUUUGAUGACCAUAACACGUUUCGUGUUGAACGAGCAAUCCAAAUAUCCCGAGUCUCGUGGUGAUUUCACCAUCUUGCUCAAUCACAUCGUUCUUGGUUGCAAGUUUGUUUGCUCUUCUGUUAACAAGGCUGGUCUUGCCAAACUCAUUGGACUUGCUGGGGAGAUCAAUAUUCAGGGUGAGGAGCAGAAGAAACUGGAUGUGCUUUCAAAUGAAGUCUUUAUCAAGGCUUUAGUGAGCAGUGGCAGAACUUGCAUCCUUGUCUCGGAAGAAGAUGAAGAUGCAAUUAUUGUGGAGCCCUCAAAGCGUGGAAGGUACUGUGUAGUUUUCGAUCCACUCGACGGUUCCUCCAACAUUGAUUGUGGUGUUUCUAUUGGAACAAUUUUUGGGAUUUACAUGGUGAAAGAUGACCAUGAACCAACACUAGCUGAUGUGCUGCAACCUGGGAAGCAAAUGGUAGCUGCUGGCUAUUGCAUGUAUGGAAGUUCUUGCACGCUUGUGUUGAGCACUGGGAAAGGAGUUAAUGGAUUCACCCUUGAUCCAUCUCUUGGCGAGUUCAUACUAACUCACCCAGACAUCAGGAUUCCAAAGAAAGGGAAGAUCUAUUCAGUAAAUGAAGGAAAUGCAAAGAAUUGGGACGGACCAACGGCUAAGUAUGUCGAAAAUUGUAAGUUCCCUAAGGAUGGUUCCCCUUCGAAGUCUCUGAGAUAUAUUGGAAGCAUGGUAGCGGAUGUCCAUCGCACGAUACUCUACGGCGGGACCUUUAUGUACCCUGCUGAUAAGAAGAGCCCCAGUGGGAAGCUGCGUGUUCUCUAUGAAGUCUUUCCAAUGUCCUUUUUGAUGGAAAAUGCCGGAGGUCAAGCGUUCACUGGAAAGCAACGGGCACUUGACUUGGUUCCAACUAAGAUACAUGAUAGGUCACCAAUAUUUCUUGGCAGCUAUGAUGAUAUUGAAGAAAUUAAAGCACUCUAUGCUGCUGAAGGGAAAGAGGAAUGAGUGUACAAUUCUCAUUCUUCUCCCACUCUAUCUUUACUGGAUUCAGGUUUCAAUCAUCAAAGUAUUUAACCCAUUUCAAAGCUUAUUUUGUAAUGGGAUACUAUAUUUAUAUUGAACAAUAGUUAAGUUCCCCCAAAAGAUAUGGGAUGAGAAUAAAAAAAAAAGUUAUUUUAA
This is a messenger RNA of Gossypium arboreum, 1422 nucleotides long. Its product is annotated as fructose-1,6-bisphosphatase, cytosolic-like. Gene Ontology annotation, molecular function: fructose 1,6-bisphosphate 1-phosphatase activity. Lineage: Eukaryota; Viridiplantae; Streptophyta; Magnoliopsida; Malvales; Malvaceae. The record is from RefSeq and is a predicted model, not a curated record. Gene Ontology annotation, biological process: gluconeogenesis; sucrose biosynthetic process; fructose 6-phosphate metabolic process. Gene Ontology annotation, cellular component: cytoplasm; cytosol. Bases 223 to 1248 code for a protein of 341 amino acids. The transcript has 12 exons.